Molecule: messenger RNA, 1752 nt
Organism: Alligator mississippiensis (American alligator)
Lineage: Eukaryota; Metazoa; Chordata; Crocodylia; Alligatoridae
Product: meprin A subunit alpha
Exons: 12
Coding region: 1-1752 (583 amino acids)
Biological process (GO): proteolysis
Cellular component (GO): membrane
Molecular function (GO): protein binding; metalloendopeptidase activity; zinc ion binding
Source: RefSeq, a predicted model, not a curated record
AUGGAGAGGGUUUAUGACAUAGAUGAAGGGCAGCUGAGAAGCAACAUCCCGGAAAUAAAUGCAGCAACAAGGAGGCGGCUUUUUGAAGGUGAUAUUAUCUUACCGCCAGAGAGAAAUGCACUAAGAAACAGCUCAUACAGAUGGAAAUUUCCUAUCCCCUACAUCCUGGCUGACAGCUUGGAUCUGAAUGCUAAGGGAGUUAUCUUGCAGGCCUUUGAAAUGUUCCGAUUGAAAACUUGUGUUGAUUUCAAACCCUAUGAAGGAGAAAAGACGUACCUCAAAUUUGAGAAACUAGAUGGCUGCUGGUCUUAUGUGGGGGAUCUUCAGACUGGUCAAACUGUAUCUAUUGGUGACCGGUGCGACUAUAAAUACCUAGUGGAACAUGAGGUCUUGCAUGCGCUGGGAUUCUACCAUGAGCAGUCAAGGACAGACCGUGAUGACUAUGUUAAGAUAUGGUGGGAUCAGAUCACUGAAGGUUAUGCAUAUGCUUUUGACAAACACAAUGAUAGUUACCUAUUGGACCUAAAUACCCCAUAUGAUUAUGAAUCUGUUCUGCAUUAUGGACCUUAUUCUUUCAACAUCCAUAGCAACAUCUCUUCUAUCACAACUAAAAUUCCUAAAUUCAAUGAGAUUAUUGGGCAAAGGCUGGAUCUGAGUAGGAUCGACUCACUUGAGCUGAAUAAGUUAUAUGGCUGCUCUUCCAGCCUCACUUUGUUGGAUCAGUGCACCUUCGAGAACAUCAAUAUCUGUGGGAUGGUGCAGGGUGAACAAGAUGAUGCCGACUGGGGCCAUACUCUAGGCAAACCUGGAAAUGAGGACCACACCUUACUGGGGCACUGUAAAGAUGGGGGAUAUUUUAUGCAUUUGGAUACCAGGACUGGAAAUGCCAGUCAGUCAGCUCUUCUGGAAUCUCGUGUCUUUUAUCCAAAGAGGAAAGAGAAAUGCCUGCAGUUUUUCUACAAGCUCAAUGGAAGCCCACAAGAUAAGCUAGUUAUCUGGGUUAAAAUGGAUGAUGGAACUGGCAACGUAAGGAAGAUGGUAAAGUUGCACACCAUCCAAGCUGACGGAAAACAUCACUGGAAGUUAGCCAAUAUUCCCUUUAACGUCCAAACCAAAUUCCGCUAUGCUUUUCAAGGCAUCAGAGGAGAUCCAGCCAGUUCUGGUGGUGGAAUUACCAUUGAUGACAUCAGCCUGACAGAGACAAAAUGUCCCACCAGUGUCUGGCACAUUAGGAACUUCACUACCCUUUUUAACAGUACUUCAAGAGGUGAUUUCAUCUCUAGCCCGGUAUUCUACAGCUCAGAAGGCUAUGGUUUUGAAUUGAGGCUUUAUCCCCAUGGAAGAGCAACCUCCUCAUAUGUGAAUUACAUGGGGAUUACUUUCCAUUUGUGCAGCAGCGAGAAUGAUGGACUUUUAGAAUGGCCUGCUGGGAACAGGCAAGUGAUUCUCACUGUUCUGGAUCAAGACCCGGAAGUAGCCCAAAGGAUGUCCUUAAGCCUUAGCUUUACUACGAACCCUAACCAGCGGGUAUAUGAGAAAAACGACACACUCCAGUGGGAUAAACCAUCCAUUACUGGAAAUUUUUCUUCUUCCUGUAACUGUUAUGUGGGCCCAGGUGCAGGCUGGAAUUCUUUCCUGACUCAUAGAGAAAUGCAGUGGAAAAAUUUCCUCAAAAACGAUGAUCUUUUCAUCUUUGCAGAUUUUGAAGAUCUAACCCCUUGGAUUAAAUCUGAAGUCCCAGUCCGUCCUUGA